Colletotrichum spaethianum is the source of this 771-nucleotide messenger RNA. RefSeq lists its product as uncharacterized. The coding region runs from base 1 to 771 and encodes 256 amino acids. The record is from RefSeq and is a predicted model, not a curated record. Lineage: Eukaryota; Fungi; Ascomycota; Sordariomycetes; Glomerellales; Glomerellaceae. The transcript has 2 exons.
AUGUCUUCCAUCAAGAGCAUUUUCGCCAUCGGCCUCCUGGCCACCGCCGACAUUGUUGCCGGACACGCUGCCAUCAUUGCCGCUACCGGUGACGCCGGCGGAAAGGGCAUGGCCCUCGGCAUUGAUUCCAGCACCCCCCGUGAUGGAACCCGCCGCAACCCUUUCCAGGCGGACAGCACUCGUUUCAAGGGCGACGCAGCCGACACAUUCGGCGAGACCGUCGGCGCCGGUACAAACGAUCUCGAGACCGGCACCAAGGCCAUGAUGGCCGAGACCGGCACUAUGCUCCCCCAGGUCUCUGCUGGCGGCUCUGUCGAUAUGACUCUGCACCAGGUCAACGGUGACGGUGGUGGCCCUUACGACUGCAUGAUCAACGCUGACGGCACUGGCGCCGCCUGGACCAACAUCAACGUUAUCACCACUCCCCCGGGCGAGAACUCCCGCAACCGUGACGGCGCCAUGACCGACUUCCCGCUCAAGGCCGCCAUCCCUGCCGACCAGACCUGCACAGGUACCGUUGCUGGCCAGUCCAACGUCUGCUUGGUUCGUUGCCAGAACGCCGCUCGCGCCGGUCCCUUUGGCGGUGUCGUUCCCGUCCAGAUGGCUGGCACCACCACGCCGGCUGCUGCUCGCCGUAACCUGAUGCUCGCCGUCAAGCGCUCCGACGAGCUCCUCAAGAAGAUGAUCAAGCGUGCUCAGACCCCCUCUGCGGCCCCUGAGGACGACCCCGCUUACCUGGCCGAGCUCCGCGCCGACGGUGAGGAGAUUUAA